AAUCGGCGUCCGUCUGCCAGAGCAAUACAAACACGAGGACCCGCAGCAGUUUUAGGUGUUUAAUCUCUUAUCUCGACAAGGACGGCGCCAAGAGAGAAAUAUGGUGUCUCCGGUAACCGUGGUCAAAAGUGAAGGCCCUAAACUGGUGCCAUUCUUCAAGUCGACGUGUGUAUACUUCGUCCUGUGGCUGCCCACCUCGAGCCCGUCCUGGUUCAGUGCCCUCAUCAAAUGUCUGCCCAUCUUCUGCUUGUGGGUAUUCCUGCUGGCUCAUGGAUUCAGCUUCCUCUGUGAUCACUCCAGCGCCCGUAAGAUCCUGGCUGGACUGAUCUUUUCAGCUCUGGGUGAUGCCUUUCUUAUCUGGCAGGAGCAGGGCUACUUUGUUCACGGCCUUUUGAUGUUCGCCAUCACCCACAUCCUUUAUUCAUCUGCCUUUGGGAUGAAGCCAGUAAAUGUGCACGCUGGCUUCGGGCUCACUGUUGCAUCCUCUCUGUGUUAUUUGAUGCUGUACCCCUACCUGAGCGCCCCCUUCACCUACCUGGUGGCCGUCUACAUCGCUUUGAUCGGCUUCAUGGGCUGGAGAGCCGUGGCGGGCUUGCAGCUGGCUAAUGACCUCUGGACCUGGACCAAGCUGUCUGCUUGCCUGGGCGCGGUGCUCUUCAUCGUCUCUGACCUCACCAUCGCAGUCAACAAGUUCUGCUUCCCCGUGCCCUACUCUCGAGCCAUCAUCAUGGCCACCUACUACGCCGCCCAGAUGCUCAUAGCUCUUUCGGUCGUGGAGUGUCAAGACGUGGAGAUUUCCAGGAAGAGAACAUGAGAGGAAGCCCUCUCCGAGGGGGAGACGGCGGCUCCAGCUCCGGCCCCGAGUGAUCAUGGACACAUCUCACUGCCAGAUCCCCAACAACCGGUCUUCAUCUUGGUGUGGCACUCACCACACUACUAUUACCAUGACGGUUGAUCCACUACAUGACUAUCAUCCAGCCGAUCCACCAGUAUAGUAGUCUCUUCUCAAGAAAACACGGUAGUAUUCUCUUCAGCUAUUCCUUGACUAUCCAAACCUAGAAAAGGUUGUUUGUCAACCCAGUUAGAAACCCAGGCGUAGAAAUAAUACCACAUUCGAUAGAGUGUUACAUUUUGUUUGGAUUUCUAGAGAGCUAGUGGUUGAGUACUUUCAAGGAGCGUGUACAGUAUGGUACAGAGACUGUGUGUAUUUACACGACUGGUUAACACUCGCUUUCCACACAGUCCUCACACUGGGCUUCAUGCAAGAACCAUUCGUACGCACAGAUUUGUUCUUAAAUUGUGCGUACGAGUGAUUGAGGAGAAUUUGUGCUAUUCACCAAUUUUUUUGUAUUCUAAGAUUUUCUUCAGAUAUGAACAAAAUUCAUGAGUGGUCCAGACCUGUCGUAUAUUUUACA
Austrofundulus limnaeus is the source of this 1415-nucleotide messenger RNA. RefSeq names its product transmembrane protein 86A (gene tmem86a). Bases 101 to 814 code for a protein of 237 amino acids. NCBI's taxonomy places the organism in Eukaryota, Metazoa, Chordata, Actinopteri, Cyprinodontiformes, Rivulidae. The transcript is spliced from 3 exons. Gene Ontology annotation, molecular function: hydrolase activity. Gene Ontology annotation, cellular component: membrane. The record is from RefSeq and is a predicted model, not a curated record.